Messenger RNA from Musca vetustissima, 999 nucleotides. RefSeq names its product retinol dehydrogenase 13-like. NCBI's taxonomy places the organism in Eukaryota, Metazoa, Arthropoda, Insecta, Diptera, Muscidae. The transcript is spliced from 6 exons. The record is from RefSeq and is a predicted model, not a curated record. Bases 13 to 999 code for a protein of 328 amino acids.
CCUGCUACAACCAUGGAGGGUUUAUUCAACUUUUUAAGAAGCCGUCCCGUAUUCUGGACAAGUGUUGCCGGUACAACAGUGGGAGUAGCAUGUUUUGUUAAAGAUAUGAUGCAGGGUGGUAAAUUUACAAAACCCACAAGAGCCGAUGGAAAAAUUGUUAUUGUUACGGGGUCCAAUACCGGUAUUGGUAAGGAGACAGUACGCGAAUUGGCCAAAAGAGGGGCCACAGUUUAUAUGGCCUGUAGGGAUAUGAAGAAAUGUGAAGAGGCCAGAGAGGAAAUUGUUUUGGAAACCAAAAAUAAAUAUGUUUAUUGUCGUGAAUGUGAUUUGGCUUCUCUGGAAUCAAUUAGGAAAUUUACAGAGACUUUCAAAGCCGAACAAAAACGUUUAGAUAUUUUAAUUAAUAAUGCCGGUGUAAUGCGCUGUCCCCGCUCUCUAACCAAAGAAGGCUUUGAACUGCAAUUGGGAGUCAAUCAUAUGGGCCAUUUCCUUUUGACAAAUCUGUUACUGGAUGAACUUAAGAAAUCUGCUCCUAGCCGUAUUGUGGUACUCUCCAGUAUGGCCCACACUCGAGGUGAAAUCAAUGUUGGCGAUUUGAAUAGUGAAAAAUCCUAUGAUGAGGGCAAGGCUUACAAUCAAAGUAAAUUGGCAAAUAUUUUGUUUACUCGGGAAUUGGCAAGGAGGCUUGAAGGCACUGGUGUCACUGUCAAUGCCCUCCAUCCCGGCGUUGUCGAUACCGAACUCUUCCGUCACAUGGGCUUCUUUAAUUCAUUUUUUGCCAGUUUGAUAUUUAAGCCAUUGUCAUGGCCAUUCCUUAAAUCUCCGAAAAACGGAGCUCAAACCACAUUGUUUGCUGCCUUGGAUGAAGACUUGGCAACAGUUAGCGGUAAAUAUUUUAGUGAUUGUCAGAUAAAGGAUGUAGCACCCCAGGCUAAAGAUGAUGCUUUAGCCAAAUGGCUGUGGGCUGUUAGUGAAAAAUGGACAAGGCUGACAAAAUAA